Aspergillus calidoustus is the source of this 573-nucleotide messenger RNA. Lineage: Eukaryota; Fungi; Ascomycota; Eurotiomycetes; Eurotiales; Aspergillaceae. The record is from the annotation of a GenBank genome assembly.
AUGGUAUCCCGCGAUUCGGAGGGGGCAGCCUCGUUUGGAGCGGCAUACUUUGCACCUGCAUUUAUGAAACGUUGGCGGCAAUCCCAAAUCUCUACUGGAGAAGAGAGCUUGGCCAGCACCGCACCCAGCGAGCGUGGCUUCCAGAAGAUCUCCGGCCGCAAGCUUCCCUCUGGUAUUCACCCAGACUUCGAUUACAGCGCCGGAGGCCUAGAAGCAGGGUCGCCUACAGAGUCAGACAUCAGCCCUACUCUCCCUCCAGUAAUGCCCCGAUCACCGACAUCAUCACGGCCGCCGCCUUCAAACCCAUUCAGUGCACCCCUCGAUACAAGCUUCACCCGCGAGGUCGCAGAAGACGACGUAGUGUUUGUCCGACCGUCGCCAGCACGGACCCCGACAGCCGGGUCGUCGAAUGCAACAACGUGGGCCGAGGCCAGCGCACGAACAAUGCCAAUGGCUUUUCCGAUGCCGCCCUCAGGCACGUCGGCCACUAUUCCCAAACGGCCAGAUGCACUGGGACGAAGUCAUCCAAGUUACGAUGGGAGUCGCGGGAGUCGGUUUUCGGAGAACUUAUGA